Messenger RNA from Ctenocephalides felis (cat flea), 3354 nucleotides. It is a transcript of the gene NKCC, whose product is annotated as bumetanide-sensitive sodium-(potassium)-chloride cotransporter. Gene Ontology annotation, cellular component: membrane. Gene Ontology annotation, biological process: potassium ion import across plasma membrane; potassium ion homeostasis; sodium ion homeostasis. The transcript is spliced from 15 exons. The record is from RefSeq and is a predicted model, not a curated record. NCBI's taxonomy places the organism in Eukaryota, Metazoa, Arthropoda, Insecta, Siphonaptera, Pulicidae. Gene Ontology annotation, molecular function: sodium:potassium:chloride symporter activity. The coding region runs from base 107 to 3190 and encodes 1027 amino acids.
ACCAGUGCGGGAUCGCUCGGUAGAUGCUGAGGCAGAGGCGGAAAGUCAAGAAGCUGGAGAUGUCUUCACCACUUUACAUGGAGUUCCUGGUGGUGCAGGUGGGAACAUGGCAGGAAAUGCCAAUCGCCGAAAAUCUUUGGCCCAGUUGACGCGGGAAGCUUUACCUAGACUCGAUAAUUACAGACUGUCAAAACGUCUGAAACGACCGAGUUUGGGAGAACUUCAUGGGGACCCAGAAUUAGGAAAUAAGGAUAACACUUUAGAAAAAGAAGCCACCGAUGGCCCAGCACACCACGGAAUAAAAUUAGGAUGGAUUCAAGGUGUUUUUAUACCAUGCCUUCUAAACAUAUGGGGCGUAAUGUUAUUUUUGCGUCUGUCGUGGGUAGUGGCACAAGCUGGAAUAAGUCAUUCGCUUCUCAUCAUUGCAAUUUCAUUCAUAGUAUGUGUUGUAACAACAUUAUCAUUAUCUGCUAUUUGUACAAAUGGAGAAGUAAAAGGAGGCGGUAUUUACUACAUAAUUUCCCGGUCUCUGGGACCGGAAUUCGGCGCUGCUGUAGGCAUAGUAUUCGCCUUCGCAAAUGCCGUUGCAGCCAGUAUGAACACUAUAGGUUUCUGCAAUUCCUUAAAUGAUUUGCUCCGAGAAAAUGGCUUAAGUAUUGUCGAUGGAGGAAAUAACGAUGUAAGAAUUGUCGGUAUAGUUGCCCUUCUCAUAAUGAUUGUCAUCUGUGCUGUUGGGAUGGAAUGGGAAAGCAAAGCCCAAAACUUCUUAGUUGCCAUAAUUGCUGGCGCUAUUUUUGACUUUCUUUUAGGAACCUUGAUGGGACCAUCUGAAGAAGACAUGUCGAAGGGAUUUAUGGGAUUCCAGGUAAGUGUAUUCAGACAAAACUGGGAUCCCGAUUACAGAUUCAGUGAAAAAAUAGAUCAAUCAUUUUUCUCAGUAUUUGCUAUAUUUUUCCCAUCGGUUACCGGAAUACAAGCAGGAGCUAAUAUUUCUGGAGACUUGAAGGAUCCAGCUAGUUCUAUUCCAAAAGGAACUUUGUUGUCUCUUGCUCUGACUUUAGCAAGUUAUGUGAUUUUUGUAUUUUUUGCUGGAGGAGCAGCUUUAAGAGAUGCAUCUGGUAACUUAUCAGAUGUGAUCAAUGGAACUGUGAUAGCAAAUUGUGGUACAGAGGGUUGCGCUUAUGGACUUCAUAAUAGCUAUUCUGUAAUGCAACUAAUGUCUGCCUGGGGUCCAUUCAUCUACGCCGGUUGUUUUGCCGCAACCUUAUCGACUGCUCUGACAAAUCUACUCUCCGUGCCGAGGUUGAUCCAGGCGCUGGGCAUCGAUAAAAUCUACCCUGGUUUGAUAUUCUUCAGCAAAGGAUACGGAAAAGCUGGUGAACCAUAUCGAGGCUACGUGCUUACGUUUAUCAUUUCCGUUAUUUUUUUGUUAAUAGCUGAACUGAAUGCCAUUGCGCCUUUAAUAUCAAACUUUUAUUUGGCCUCAUACGCUCUCAUUAAUUUUUGCACAUUUCAUGCUGCAUUAAUUAAACCGUUAGGAUGGAGGCCAACAUUCAAAUAUUACAAUUUAUGGCUGAGUUUAGCAGGAUUUGUUUUAUGCGUCAUCAUCAUGUUUUUGAUAGACUGGGUAACGUCGUUGAUUACAUUUAUCAUCAUAUUUGCUCUCUAUCUCAUCGUUGUUUACCGAAAACCAGAUGUGAAUUGGGGUUCAUCGACCCAAGCACAGAUUUACAAAACUGCUCUAUCAUCAGCAUACCGUCUAGUCAACAUCAGUGAGCAUGUGAAAAACUACAGACCCCAAAUCCUGUUACUAUCGGGACCCCCGCAUGCAAGACCUCCUCUGGUUGAUUUGGCGUACGCCAUCACCAAGAAUAACUCACUCAUGAUCUGCGCCAAUAUACAGGAGGACCGAAUUUCAUAUCGCGUUCGCUCCAGGACACACAAAGCUGGAUUGAAAUGGCUUUGGGACCGUAAAGUAAAAUCUUUCUACAAAAUUGUAGAUGGACAAUGCUUUGAAAAUGGAGCUAAGUCUUUAGUCCAAUCUGCUGGUAUUGGUAAAUUAGCCCCAAAUGUUUUGAUGAUGGGCUACAAAGCAAACUGGCACGAUUGUGAAAAAUCAGCGUUGACGUCAUAUUUCAACGUUUUGCAUAAUGCAUUUGAUCAGCGCUUCUCAGUAGUAAUUCUCCGAUUACGCGACGGUCUGGAUUUCGAUCAACUAUUUGGUGAAGUAGAUUACGCACCAGUACCAACUGGUUUGCAAACACCAGUUUCAGAAGCAAAUGGUUUCACAAAUCCUGUAUUUACCUUGAAUGGUGAACAAACCAUAACCAGAGGUCCUCCACUCAAAAUGGCUAUGUUUGGAGCAGUUGGAACCCUUGGGAGUCUGGCCGCUUCUGGUGCCAGAGGAAUUCUGCAUGCAGACAGUAAUUUGAAUUUGGCUGCAAUGGCUAAUCAAUCAGAAGAUACUGGAACUUUAACUAGCCAUGUGCUUCAUAAAUCAGCGGCUAAAGCUUUAAAGAGUGCAGCAAAUCGACAGAAGCAGCAGGAUGAUUCUAUUGUGUAUUGCACAAGAAAUGGGUCGGAAAUUACCAAACGCGCUAUAACCAGCAUAUCACUGUUCCAGAAACGCCAAGCACCAGGAACGAUAGACGUUUGGUGGUUGUAUGACGAUGGUGGUUUAACAAUUUUGUUGCCUUAUAUUUUGAGCACUCGUUCUUACUGGUCGGAAUGUAAAUUGAGAAUAUUUGCUCUGGCUAACCGACAACAAGAAAUGGAAUUGGAAGAACGCAAUAUGGCCAAUCUUUUAUCCAAGUUCCGUAUAGACUACUCAUCAUUGCAUAUGGUUCAAGAUAUAACGGUAGAACCAAAAGCUGAAUCUAAACAAUUAUUCAACCAUUUGUUAAAUGGAUUUAGGGAAUCAGACCGACAAGACGACGAUGACGAAUGCUACGUAUCUGAUACCGAAAUGGCAACUUUACACGAAAAAAGCAAUCGUCAAAUGCGUUUGAGAGAACUCCUUUUGCAGCAUUCCACCGAGGCCAAUUUGAUCAUAAUGUCCUUACCAAUGCCCAGGAAAGGCACCGUCUCUGCACCGCUUUACAUGGCCUGGCUCGAGGUACUAACGCGGGAUAUGCCCCCGUUCCUGCUGGUUCGCGGUAACCAGACAAGUGUUUUGACGUUCUAUUCGUAAAAAUACGAAUUUGGAUAAACAAAGCAGAUUAAAUACGUAUUAUUGUUUAAAUUUAAAAUACAUAGUGUAAAUAAGUUUAGCGUACUAAUACAAAACAAGAUGGUCCAAGAAUUAGACUGAGAUUGAACUGUGAAGAGUAUUUUUGAGAAACCUAUGAAGUAAAC